AUGUUAAUUCAUUCAUAUCCUUUUUUUCAUACCAAUACCUACUCCAAGUCUCCAACAAUGCAAACCAAACUGCAAUCCAUCUAUGCACCUCAUCUCAAAACUCCAAAGAAAAUAGUUAGCACAUUAAACCAAAACAACCAAACCAAUCAACAAGCAUCAGCAGGCAAAAUUAAACGUCUUGUUCUAACACAAGAAGGUAGAACCAAACUCAACAUUUACCAAGACAAAGAGUUUUAUGCGUUUCCGCGCCUUGUGACUCAUGUUGACGACAGAUUCAUUUCUACACUAACAAAUCUUUACAGAGAAAGGUUAAGAGCAGACACUGAAAUACUUGAUCUCAUGAGCUCUUGGGUUAGCCAUCUACCGAAUGAUGUCAAAUACAAAAGAGUAGUUGGGCAUGGGAUGAACGCGCAAGAGCUUGCGAAGAAUCCAAGGUUGGAUAACUUUGUUGUAAAGGAUCUUAAUAAAGAUCAAGUGUUUGAAUUUGAGAGCUGUUCUUUUGAUGCAGUUUUGUGCACUGUUAGUGUGCAGUAUCUCCAACAACCAGAAAAGGUAUUUGCAGAGGUGUUUAGGUUGCUAAAACCAGGAGGGGUGUUCAUAGUGAGUUUUAGCAACAGAAUGUUUUAUGAGAAAGCCAUAAGUGCAUGGAGGGAAGGAACAGGUUACAGUAGGGUUCAGUUUGUGGUUCAGUAUUUCCAAUCAGUGGAAGGUUUCACAGAGCCAGAGGUAAUUAGAAAGCUUCCAGCACCUAAUGAUGAAGAAAACUCACCGGUUGGCUGGAUCAUCAAGAAGCUCUUUGGAUUGUUUUCAGGGUCAGAUCCCUUUUAUGCGGUUAUUGCUUAUAGAAAUUUUAAGCCAAUACAUGAUAAUUGA
Molecule: messenger RNA, 873 nt
Organism: Lathyrus sativus (Indian pea)
Lineage: Eukaryota; Viridiplantae; Streptophyta; Magnoliopsida; Fabales; Fabaceae
Source: the annotation of a GenBank genome assembly